Stegostoma tigrinum is the source of this 5958-nucleotide messenger RNA. RefSeq names its product forkhead-associated (FHA) phosphopeptide binding domain 1 (gene fhad1). The transcript is spliced from 31 exons. Bases 135 to 4181 code for a protein of 1348 amino acids. Lineage: Eukaryota; Metazoa; Chordata; Chondrichthyes; Orectolobiformes; Stegostomatidae. The record is from RefSeq and is a predicted model, not a curated record. Gene Ontology annotation, molecular function: protein binding.
CAGAGAGAGAGAGAGAGGGACCGAACCUGGGGCGGGGGCGGGGGGGGGAGAACCGACUCCUGGGAACCGAGAACUCGGCAAAACGGAGCGAGCGCCCGGUGGGAAGAUCCUGCAACCUCAGAGAGUGCAGCGGCAUGAAGGGUUACCUAAAAACUUCCAACGGGAUUUACACUCUUAAAGCUAAGACAACAACCAUUGGGCGACUCAAGGAAUCUGCCCUGUGCUUACAGAGCGGAGGGAUUGACGAUCGCCAUGCUCUGAUCGAGUUGAGCGACUCUGAGAACUGCUUUGUUCUCCAGGACCUCAACUCCUCGAACGGAACAUUUGUCAAUGACUGCCGUAUCCAGAAUGCAGCAGUGCGCCUGGCGCCGGGAGAUGUGCUGCGUUUUGGGACUGGGGGUGACGCCUACGAGUUGCUGGUGGAGACUGUUCCUUCGAUGUUCUGCCCUCCAGUCAGUCAGCGGUCAGUGUGGCCUGGACACCUUCAGAUCAUCGAGGACUGUCAGCCCUACUCCUGCCCUGUCACAGCCUCCCAGCUCCCUUGGCUGCCCACUCACAGUUCCAGCAGUGGCCCGAAUGGUUGGAUUCAAGGCAACAGCGCAACUGUUCCUCACCCACCCCUGAGGAGGCGGUCAGCGAGCGCAGGCAGCAAGCGAGUGACCAGUGCCCCGCAAACUGACACCAGCAGGAGCCCACCCGCUCUCAGACGAGGAGCCUGGACUAAUACCCCUGGUCGAUCUGUGGGAAAUGGGGUCCCCUUAUCCAGCUCUCAGAACCUGGAAAUGCUCUUGCAAGAAAAGGAGCAUCAAAUCCUCCGCAUGGGGGAUGAAAUAAGCCGCCUCACUGUUUUCGAAAGUGAGUCCAAGCGUAAAGAUACUAUCAUUAUUCAGCUGCGAGAUGAGGUGGCUGCUUUGAAGCAGCAGCUGUCCCAGAUGACUCCCAGCCAGAGCGAUUUGGAAAUCACUCAGCAAUUAGUGACACUCGGCUGUGACAUUGAUGCUAAACAGGAGCAAAUUGAAACGCUGAAAGAUGAGAUAACCAAGCUUCAGAAAGGCUCCAGCGAGGUGAUGCGGCAUUCUCUGACUGAGAGAGACCUGGAGAUCACUAAAUUGAAGAGCGAAACUGAAAAGUUGAAGAAAGACAAUAAUAUCAUUACAGGGCUGGUGACCAGUUUGCAGCGUGACAUCACUGCCAAAGACCAACAACUGCUAAAGCUCCAAGCAGAGGCUGGGAAACUGAGGACAGAGAUCCAAGAGAAGGAUGGUCAGCUGGCAGCCAUGUCAGCUAAGUUUUCCAGAAUGCGAGAGUCGAGAGAGAAUCAGGAGGAGCUGGUGAACAAAGAGAAGGAGCUGGUGACCCAGAGGCAUAAUGCAAAACGGCUAGAGAGUCGGAUGAAGGAGUUGGAGUCAGAGGUCAAACAGCUCCGCAGUCAGCAGGACGACAUGAAGACCAGUGCAUCUGAGGGGAAACAGAUCCAAGAGCAGCUUCAGGAUGAGCUGGAGAGGACCAGGCUACUGCUUCAGGAGAUGGGCCGAAGGGAGAGGCUGGUGAGGGUCGAUCUGGAGCAGGCCCAAGCCAAGCUGGAGCGAUUCCGAAGCCGAAUCAUACAGACCACGUACUCUGCUCCAGGAGUUCAGUCUCCUGAAGAGGCCCUUUCAGAUGAGCAGGUGAUUGAGCAGAUGAAGCAGAUUAUCAAUGAGCGGGAGGAGUUCAAGGAGAAGCUACAAGGUGAACUAGAUUGGAAAGUCUCGGAGGAAGAGAGACGGCUUACCAACACAGACGGGCUGAGGAAAGCACUGGAUGAGAUGGAGGCCCGCCUGCGCACUGACUUUGGGAACCGGGUGAAGGAAGAGCUCGAGAUGCUACAAGAACUCUCCAUUGAUCAGAGCCUUCUUUGGGUACAGAAAGCGGUCACUGGCAUUUUAAGCCUCAUGUUGUCGUGGCAACAGCAGUCAGAGCAGAGCCUAUUGGACGCUGGGAUAGAUAGAUCCAGCUGUGAAGGAGGAAUUGUUGGAUACUUUCAGCUGCUGCAGGAGAAGCUUUAUGGAGCAGAGGAGCAGAUAAAGUCAUUGCAGCAACAGGUGGAUCAGGUGCAGAGCUCCCAGGAGAGUGAGAGCCAGCAGCUGCUAAACGAGCUGAGGGCAGAGUGGGAGCAACAGCUGGCCGAAGAGGUAAAGAAUUCGCAGGCAGAGAUUCAGAUAAAACAUGACCAGCAACUGGCUAAGGCCCUGGCUCAGGAGAGAGAGAGGGGGACAGAAGCAAUGGAGGAGGAGAAGAGGAGGCGAGAGGAAGUGGAGCUGCGCCUUGAAGAAUUGAAAGAGAAUAUGGAAGUGAAAGAUCAGGAGACAGAGGGUCUGAAACUGCAGCUGAGCAACACAACACAAGAACUGGAAGGAGUGAGGAAGAUUGAGGUUGAUUUGCGAGAGGAGCUGGAAGCUCAGCAGAGAUGUCAGAAAGCCGAGAUCGAGGGCUUCAGGGGUCAAAUUGAAGAGGAGAGGCACAGUCACCUGGAUGAGCUGGCAGAGUUCAAGGAGCAAAUCCGGCAACAUUCCUGGACAAUUGUGGCUUUGGAAGAGAGACUGCUCACUGUUACUAAACAGCUCCAAGCAGGAGAGGAGGAAAAAGGGAUCCUAUCAGGAAAACUCAGGGAGGCUCGGGGGAAAUUGGAAGAAUGGGAAAGGAAUUGCACUGUGAGGCAGCCUGUCCAGGCACUGCCAGCAGUAGAAGCGCCAAUCACGCCAGACACACAUGCCCAGGAGCAGGCAUGUGCUAUACUCCAGCAAGAGUUGGCAGAGAUGCGGGUGCAGGUCCUGGCACAGCAAGAUGUUAUCCUCAGACUGAGACGGGAUCUGGCGGGUGCUAAUGCCAGAAUGUCAGACCUGGCAGGAGAGCUGAGUGAGAGACAGAAAGUGGAGCUUGAACAGAACCGAGCAACAGUCAAGAGACAGGAAUUGGAGCUGAACACUUUGCGGCAACAACUGGCCAAGAUGUCACAGCUGGUGGACAUGAAGAACAAAGAACUUCAAAGCAGAAAUGUAGAGUUGAGGAACUGUAAGGAGAAGCUGGAACAACUGAAAGCAGCCAGGAAGGAGAAGGCGAUACAGUGCGAGAAACUACAGCAUGAACUUGACGAACGAGAUAGCCAGCAGCACCAGCCAUCCAAACACAGUGAGGAUAAAGUGCACUCUGAGGUUGUGAGGCUUGCAGCACAGUGCAAAGGUCACCGACACGAGGAGGUCAUUCAGCGACAGCGCGAGGCACUGGCCGAGUUACGAGCUAGGGUGAAGGUGCUGGAACAGACUCCCACUUCUCGAGUCAGCCAGGAGCAGGCCUCCCAACACCUGACGAUUCUGAAGAAGGAGCUGACAGACCUGCAGUCCCAGCGUGCACUCAGUGGGUGUGAAUCCUUCAGCAACUCCUCUCACAGUAAUAAUUCAGCGAAACUGAAGCAAAAGGAUUCUUUCGUCAAUUCUGAAGCUUUCAUUGAUAGGACAGCACGGUUGGAAAUGUCCGAGGCCCUGGACCUCAGUGAGAGGACGUAUCUGGACCUGGUGAAGGCCCUUUCCAGCUUGCUUGACGUGAAGGAACUUUCUGGGUCACUCUCUUUGAAGCAUGUUCCCCGGGAUGAGAGGGAGAAGCUUGGAAAAGCACGGCAAAGGAACCUGGAGCUGUUGAACAGCCGAAUUGCCCAACUGAAGAGCCAACUACACAAGAAAGACGAGUUGCUGGGGGAAUACGAGAGUGACCUGCUGCAGCUCAGACGGUCAGAGGUCACUCGACAUAAGUGCCAGGCCGAUGUGGAGAGCUUGCAGGAGGAACUGCAGCGACAGAUUGAGGAGAACAAACUGAUCCGAGAGUCCAUGGAGCGAACACAGUCACGCCUCGAACAAGAGAAGAGACUCAACAAAGUCAUUAAGCAGCACAAGGCAUUUCGUUUGGAACAGUUUGAGAGGAGACCUACAAAGUGCCCAUCUCACAGCUGCACGAAGGAGGAUAUUCACGGCAAAGCAGAGUCUCAGAAGAAGAUGAUGCAAGAGAAGCUGAAGAAGAAGGAUUAUGAGAUUGAAACUCUAAAGAGAGAGCUGAGAAAGCAAGGCCAGGAGCUAUGUGACACCACCACGCAGCUCAUCAACCUGCAGAACUCCAUGGAGAUGAAGCAGAGGCAGCUUCCAGAGGAGUGAGCGAUUCCAGAAAAUGCUGAAACCACCAUACACAUGCAAACACAAGUAAAAACACACACACAUAAAUACGUAACAUGCACAAAAGAGCAUGGACACAAACACACACACACAAACACACAAACACAUAUACAGGCAUACACGCACACACUCACAUACACAUAUACACACACCUAAAUAGAUACACACACACACAAAUACAUACAGGUACACAAAUACAUGCACACACAAAUAUAUAUAUACGUGCACACAAAAAUACAUACACACAUACACACAUGCAUGUACAUUCAAAAAUGCGUCUACACACACAGAAAUACACAUGCAAAUACAUGUACACACACAAACACACACACACCCAAUACAAACACACACACACCCAAUAUAAACACACACAAAUACAUACACACACACACAAAAUAUACACAUACAACCAAUACAUGUACACACACAAAUACUUAUAUACAUACAAGUACAUGUACACAUACAAACUCAUAUUCACACACAAAUACACACACACACAUUCACACAUACAAACUCAUAUUCACACACACAUUCACACAUACAAACUCAUAUUCACACACAAAUACACUCACACACACAUUCACACAUACAAACUCAUAUUCACACACAAAUACACACACACACAUUCACACAUACAAACUCAUAUUCACACACAAAUACACACACAUUCACACAUACAAACUCAUAUUCACACACAAAUACACACACACACAUUCACACAUACAAACUCAUAUUCACACACAAAUACACACACAUUCACACAUACAAACUCAUUCAUGCACAAAUACAUACACACACACGCAAAUUCACACAGACAUAACUCAUAUUCACACACAAAUACAUAAAUACACUCAUAUUGACACACACACACAAACUCAAAUACACACAACACACAUUCAAAAACCCAUACACAUGCAAACACACACACACACACACACAAACUUAUAUACACAUACGCACACAAACAAAAAUCUAUGCACAUGCUCACAAAUUCAUACGCACAUAUAUAUAGAUUCACAAAGAGUCAUGGGCUAGUUUAUUGCUGGGAAAUCUAUUCCUUUCUUGCAAAAGCCACAUAGCACCAGAUGUUUCUUUAAAUUGACUGUUGUAUGUGAAUACUGAAUGUGGUUGAAUACUUUUUAAUAGGAAAGGCUUGUAUUUAUGUAACACCUUUCAUGAUCUCAGAACGUUCUUUACAGUCAAUGAAGUACAAUUUCAAGCGUAUCGGUGUGAAGCACUUUUAAACAGCAUCAUUUGAAUGAUUCAAAGUAUUGGCUAUUUCAAUUACAUUUUAAAAUGACUGAAUUCUGAAAAUUAGACUGUAUUCCCAGGCUGAGUAUCCCACUGUUGUAUAAAGCAGCUGGGACCCAAGUCUUUGAUGUCAAUUGCAUGUAUUUUUUGUUGAAAAUGUUCUAAGGAAGGGUCUGUUAUUUAGUGACUCUCCGCCCAGAACCUUGCUUGCAUAAAGCUAAAUAUAAAAAGGGGAGAUUUGGACUGUUAAAGACUAGCAACCAAUGCCUGUAAUACAAACAUUAAUAUAAAAAUGCCUGUUCUUGUGUUGCCAGAUGGAUUGUUCCUUGCAGCCUUGCCAUGUUUAUUCAGUUAGUAAUUAGGUGACUAGUCAAUGCGCACACACUAUGUGGCCCCAUGACUGUAAGGGAGACCAAAAUGGGAAUUAACUGCUAGUAACCCUAUUGCAACUGCGUGUGGAUGUGCUGGGGGUGGUGUGAGCAAUUGACAAGCUGUCAGUAGGGUGGCU